Messenger RNA from Suncus etruscus (white-toothed pygmy shrew), 3552 nucleotides. It is a transcript of the gene KLHDC7B, whose product is annotated as kelch domain containing 7B. The coding region runs from base 1 to 3552 and encodes 1183 amino acids. NCBI's taxonomy places the organism in Eukaryota, Metazoa, Chordata, Mammalia, Eulipotyphla, Soricidae. The transcript has a single exon. The record is from RefSeq and is a predicted model, not a curated record. Gene Ontology annotation, molecular function: protein binding.
AUGCCCACGCAGGGUGGCUUGGAGUCUGCCGGUCCCCCUUGGGGCUGGGUGUGGGAAGAGGAAGACGACUGGGACAGCCCUAUUCUGAGCCUGCUGGCUCUCGCUGUGGUGGCCGCCACGGCUCUGGCCUUGCACUGGUUUGGCUCUGGGCAGCACCAGGCAGCGUCAGGACAAGCGGCCACAGACUCCGGGGCCCAAACUGCCCAGGCUGGAGGACCCGGGCAAGUAUUGCCGCCAAAGGCCAGUGGCGGCAUCGAGGGACACAGCCCAGGGCAGGGAAAGGCAGAUGCUCCGGGACAAGGUGAGGGGAAUGCGGCGGUGGCGGGGGCCCCGAAGCAGAAGCCUUUGGCAGGUGGAGGAGGGCCGGCUGCCACGGAAGCUUCUCGGCUCCAGACAGCUGGUCAAGUGGCUGUCAGAAGGAGACAUGGCGACAGCACUCCAGAGGGUCCCCAAGGGCCAGGAAAGGAACCCCUGGAGAGAAGCAAAGUCGGAGGGGCAUCUGCCCCCCUCUUGAUAUACUUCACCCCUCGGAGUCCUGGUGAAGAUGGGGUGGCAGCAGGGAGCAUCGGAGCCAAGCUACUGGCCCACACCACAGCAGAAGAUAGUGGACCGGGGCCAAGGGCUACGGGACCACGCAGUUCUUUGGGGCGAAGCCCCCGCACCCGGCUGCAGGGGCAGGCGGCCGGCUUAGGAGCGACACCUCGAGGCCGCCCCAAAUCAGACCGUCUCUGCCUGGGCAACGUGGUGAGUGUGUGGGACACAGUGGAUGCAGCCCUCAGCCUCGCAGCCGGUGCCCAGAACAUGCCUUUCCCCCAGGAGCUGCCCCCGUCACACCCCGGGCAGGCUGGGGUCCCGACAGAUGGCCGGGAAAGCUGCCCCCAGCCAGCAGCUCCACAGCUCACAGUAGCCUCAGGGGCCAAAGCUGAGGAGAGCAAGAAGGCUGGGCCCCAGGCCCUCAGCGAGUCUCAGGGGUCUCCGACUUCCAGGGAAGGCUGGCCCUGGGCAAGGCAGGAAGUCCUUGUCACCGGGAGCCCCUUGUGCCCACAGCCGGCACAGGGCGGGCCACUCCAAGCGCAGGGGACCAUAGAGGCGCCCAGCGCGGCAACACCGGAGGUGCACUGGCCUGUUGAAUCCUGCAGACCGGGGCAGGGCCAGGCAGGACAGAGCGGUGGGCAGGGGGCAGGCGACAAAGCAUCACUGCAGGUGCAGGCACAGCCUGCCCCCGCUCGCCCCGGCCCGUCCACCCCCACCUCUGCGCCCGCCGGUACCUCAGCGUCACAGGUCUCCACGCCGGCCCCCACUCCCUCCGCAGCCCGAACCCCGGGCCCGGGCCCCACCGCCUCCUCUGUCGACGUUCCCGCCCCCGCCCGAGGCCCCACAGGCCCGGCUCCAGUCCCAGCCCUGACGCCAACUGCGGCGCCCACCCCCGCCCGCAGCCCGGUGCCCGCCCCGGCCGCAGCCCCCGGCCCUGCCUUCGCCUCUGUCCCCGCUCCCACCCACGCCCCAACCCCCGGCCCUGCGCCCACGCGAGCGCCCACCCCCACCCCCGCCCCCGCCCCGACGCCUGCCCCUGCCACCGCCCCAGUAUCCGCUCCGGCCCCGGCCCCCGCUCCGGCCUCGGCCCCGGCUCCGGCCUCGGCCCCGGCUCCGGCCUCGGCCCCGGCCCCAGCCCCAGCCCCAGCCCCAGCCCCUGUCCCCGCUCCAGCCCCGACCCCCGUCUCGAUCCCUGCCCCGACGCCUGCCCCCACCUCGACCCUAAUCCCUGCCCCUGCCCCGACCGUCGUCGCCCCUGCCCCCAGCCCCGACCCGGGGCCGUCGGAGCCCGGCCAGGCGUCCCAGAAGCCUGGGGUCGCCCCCGCGGGCGGCGAGCACGAGGGGCGCCCCUCGACCAGCUGGGGGAACCUGAUCUCGAUGGUUCUCAGGAAUCACCCCUUCCCCAGGCGGGAGGGCCCCCAAGGGGGAGCCUCCGGCCUCCCCGCACCGCCCGCGACCCCCGCAGGGGCCGCCCCCGGCCUCCCGGCCACGCUCGCGGGGGGCCCGGCUGAGGACGCGAGCCCAGCCCCGCGGAGCGGCUCCCCGACGCCGCAGCCUCCCGCGCGCGCCCCGGGAGAGGGCCCCGAGGGGCCACGCGGGGACGCCAAGGACCCGCACGCCGCGCCCCCCGCGCAGCAGCCCCGCGCCGCGCGGCGGGACACGCGGCCGCAGCCCCGACCGCGGAGGCGCAGCCAGGGCGAGGCGGCCCGGAGCCCCCCGGGGCGGCUGCAGGGCGCGCGGCAGAGCGAGGCGCAGAGGGAGGCGCGCAGGCUGCUGGCCUUCCUGCAGAAGCCGGGGCGCUGGGGGGCCGCGGAGGGGCUCCGGAGGCCCCGCGCGGCGGCCCGCGAGCCGCCGUCGACGGCAGCAGCGCCCGUGCAGCGGACGCUGGACCUGGGCAACUGCCUGGAGGCGCUGGCGUGGGCCCAGCAGCGCGGGGAGCCCGGCCUGGCCCACGACACGUACGCGCUCAUGAGCGACAACCUCCUCCGCGUGCUGGCCGAGCCCGGCCUCUACCGGCAGCUGAGCGCGGCGGAGCGCGAGCGCAUCCUCGGCUUGCGGACCCGCCGCGGCCAGGCGGUGCUGGCGGUGCUGGUGCUGCCCAGCCUCUACCAGGCGGGCCGCGCCGGGCUGGCGCGCCGGGCUCUCGCGGAAGGGGCUCCCGCCGCCGGGCCCGCGCCGCCCCCCGCCCGCGCCCAGCUGCACGUGUUCAGCCCCCAGGACAACGCCUGGCGGCCGCUGACCGCCGUGCCCACCGAGGCCCCGCUGCGGGGCUGCGCGCUCUGCACCAUGCACAACUACCUGUUCCUGGCGGGCGGCAUCCGCGGCUCGGGCGCGCAGGCCGUCUGCUCCAACCAGGUCUUCUGCUACAACCCCCUGACCGACAUCUGGAGCCAGGUGCGGCCCAUGCAGCAGGCGCGCGCCCAGCUCAAGCUGGUGGCCCUGGACGGGCUGCUUUACGCCAUCGGCGGCGAGUGCCUGUACAGCAUGGAGCGCUACGACCCGCGCACGGACGCCUGGACCGCCCGCGCGCCCCUGCCCGCGGGCACCUUCCCCGUGGCGCACGAGGCCGUGGCCUGCCGCGGCGACAUCUACAUCACGGGCGGCCACCUCUUCUACCGGUUGCUCAGGUACAGCCCCGAGCAGGACGCGUGGGACGAGUGCCCGUACAGCGCCAGCCACCGGCGGUCCAGCGACAUGGUGGCGCUGGGGGGCUUCCUGUACCGCUUCGACCUGCUGCGAGGCGUGGGCGCCGCCGUCAUGCGCUACAACACGGUGACCGGCUCCUGGAGCCGGGCGGCCUCGCUGCCCCUGCCUGACCCCGCUCCGCUGCGCUGCGCCGUGCUGGGCAACACCAUCUACUGCCUCAACCACCGGGUCACGGCCACGUUCACCGUGUCCGAGGGCACGGCCCAGUUCCAGGCCAAUGAGCUGCAGCCCUGCCCUCUGGGGAGCACGGGCAUCCUCUGUCCCUUCGUCCUGACUCUGCCCCCGGCUGUUCCCCAGCAGACUGCUCUCUGA